CAGGGCAGCCUGAGAGUACGGCGACAUGGCCACGGCGCUACAGCUCGUGCUGAUCUCUGCGCUGAUGACCGUUCUGAGGGUUUCCGGAAUAGCUGGAGAAUCCUGCAGGUGUUCCUCUUCCCUCUGUAACUGUAACAACAGAAGCCUCACCGUCGUUCCACAGGACCUGCCAACAUACAUCACCACCUUCAUGUUAGAUGAUAAUUUAGUCACAACCUUAGGCAAGUCUAACUUCUCACGGUACCGGGAAUUGACAUCGCUAUUUAUGCAAAACAAUCACAUUGCCAAUAUCCACGACCAUGCAUUUCAUCACCUGCCAAGUUUAGGUAAAUUGUAUCUCGCGGGUAACCGCCUAACACGCCUCAGGUCUGACAUGUUCACGGGGCUGGGCAGUCUGUUCUACCUUUCGUUGCAUCAUAACGAGAUCAGCGACAUCGAGGCCGGAACGUUCAUUCCAACACCACAGCUGUCGGACUUAGACAUGUAUGGGAACAAAUUGACGAGCCUCGGAGCUGGGAUGUUUGCGGGGCUGGGGAACUUGAGGAGCCUUUUUUUGCACGAGAAUGGGAUCAGCGACAUUCAGGCUGGAACUUUCAAUCCAACACCACGGCUGGCACGCUUGUACCUACAGCAGAACAGACUCACAAUCCUCCCAGGAGAAGUAUUUGCCAAUUUAUCACGUCUAAUAGACCUCCGUCUCCAUGGCAACAGCAUAGACACUUUUCCUACUGACGUUUUAUCAACAAUUCCAUCACUGUACUUCCUCGAGCUUCAGGGUAACAAAAUGCUGACUCUUCCCUUGACAGCCUUUAACAUGCUCUCAUCAAUGUCCCAUGUAAACAUUUCAGACAACCCCUGGUCCUGUGACUGUAGGAUGGUUCCCUUCAGGUUAAAGAUGGAAGGAACUCGUUCAUUUGAGUACCAAAUAACUUGUUCCCAACCCGACAGCUUAAACGGAAGCAAGCUUAGAGAUAUCAGUCCCGAGGACCUGAUGUCAGAUUGUGAGGAACCAACCAUACUGAGGUUUGAAAGUGGUGACAAUAACACAGUAGUAGAGGGGGAGACACUCCUUUUGGUCUGUGAAGCUUCAGGAAUCCCCACACCAGACAUCACAGUCAUUCUUCCAUCUGGACUGAAUGUAACUGUUGAGUCAGGUGGGAGGGUGACUGUGGAUGUGGAUGGUACAAUCACCAUAACUGAUGUUACUGCUGCAGAUGCUGGUCUGUACGUCUGUAUUGCAGCAAGUCCUGUUGGCUCUACAUCUGCCACGCUGUCUGUAGAUGUAAAGCAGAAAGAGCCUCCGACUGUAACGAUGGCACCAGCGAGUUCCCCUCCUCAGAUUGUGAGCUUUGACAGAAGCAAAGACAACACACUGGUGCACGGAGAGCCUCUCCAUUUGGUCUGUAAAGCUUCGGGGAUCAUCACAGUGAUUUUCCCAUCAGGACUGAACGCGACUGUUGAGUCAGGUGGGAGGGUGACUGUGACGGUGAACGGUACUGCAGGGCUGGAAAUACGGGGUGCAUCUGCACUUCUGUGCACACAAAACUGAAGCUUAUAACAAACCAUUUUAAACAAAGUACAAGUAUAGAUUUCGUAGCGUUCGAGACGCCCUCUGUCUCUUCAUCAACCUGGUAGAACUCGUCUAGGACUUCUUUUGUCACUUGACGACUGAUAGACGCUGUCACGUGACAAGACAAAGUCAUAAACAGGUCUGAGCUGUCUGCCUCAUUUUUGACAUUUUUGCAAGGAUUCAGCUAUUUCCCGAAAUGAUCCGAAAUGACUUUGGAAAGCGUACUAUACUGAUAGAACCUGAUCUACGUAGCACACUUAUACUAUCUUAAGGAUAAACGGAAUGCUUAUCAUGUCUGAUAGCGAGCAUACGUGUUGCGCGUGCACGGCAAAGCUAGUGCCUUUCGACAGGACGGCGCCUAACCGCAAACUAUUGCAGUUCCACCAAAAUUGCUAGAAGGCGCUUUUGAUCAAAAUUCGUAAAUGUUCCGUAAAACG
Messenger RNA from Branchiostoma floridae (Florida lancelet), 2007 nucleotides. RefSeq names its product chondroadherin-like. Gene Ontology annotation, cellular component: extracellular matrix. NCBI's taxonomy places the organism in Eukaryota, Metazoa, Chordata, Leptocardii, Amphioxiformes, Branchiostomatidae. The transcript has a single exon. The record is from RefSeq and is a predicted model, not a curated record. Bases 26 to 1549 code for a protein of 507 amino acids. Gene Ontology annotation, molecular function: protein binding.